This is a messenger RNA of Trifolium medium, 228 nucleotides long. The record is from the annotation of a GenBank genome assembly. NCBI's taxonomy places the organism in Eukaryota, Viridiplantae, Streptophyta, Magnoliopsida, Fabales, Fabaceae.
AUGAUAUAUCUGAUCUCAGACAGUUCUUGGGUAUCACCAGUUCAUGUGGUGCCUAAAAAAGGAGGGAUGACUAUGAUCUGCAAUGAUAAGAAUGAACUUAUCCCAUCGCGCACCGUCACGGGGUGGCUCAUGUGCAUAGACUACAAGCGUCUCAAUACCGCCACGAGAAAAGACCAUUUUCCUCUACCCUUUAUGGAUCAAAUGCUUGAGAGAUUGGCUGGGCAGGAG